Molecule: messenger RNA, 3928 nt
Organism: Grus americana (Whooping crane)
Lineage: Eukaryota; Metazoa; Chordata; Aves; Gruiformes; Gruidae
Gene: OIT3
Product: oncoprotein induced transcript 3
Exons: 9
Coding region: 1492-3141 (549 amino acids)
Molecular function (GO): calcium ion binding
Source: RefSeq, a predicted model, not a curated record
GGAGCAAUUACAGUCAUUUCUAAAGUCUCUUUUGUUGUUCCCCAGAGUCAUUCACCACUGAAAAAGACUCCUCUGCUGGGGUGGAGCAGAGCAGCAUAUGGUACUUCACUGCCAGGGGAACACCCAGAGAACUUUCUAUAACGUACAAUCUCUACAAAGCAGGCAAAUACCCAACUCCUUGUCUCGUGCAAACUCGAUAUGAAAAUAAUGUAGCUAAUUUUUUCCUACUGAGGUUUCAAGCUAGCACAUCAAUCUUGAUGUUACUCCUUAUGCCAGUCUCCUGCAGAAAUGUAGGGUGCCAAGGAUAUGGGGUAAUGCCUAUGUUUGCUUGAUUAUGCAAUUACUGUAGGCUUAAUGGUAUGCUUUGCUGAUGGAGAGCUUUCUGCCUGCAGGUGAUUUCCUGGAGUCUGAUCAUCGUUCAUAAGCAGGGAGAGACCUGUAGAUGUGUACACGUUAAAAACAGAGUUUUAAAUCUAUUCUCUAUAAUAAGAGUUACAGCUAGUGGGAUGAGAGGGAAGAUCCCUUUCUGCUUAUUGACGUUGUCCUUGGCGCAUCUCACUGCUAAUUGUGAUGCUUGGUUUGCUUUAGUAGAGAACAGAUUUCAAGGUGCUACAGCUCAUCUGUAGCCGGAGCGCGUGGCUAUGACCUGCAACUCAACCUAGUUUGGUUUGAACCAGUAUGACAGAGGUUCUUAAUUACUUGGUUUUGCAUGGAAUUCAGUAGUGUUGGGUUUCUUGAUUGUUGCUUUCGUUUGGGGGUUUUUUGAAAGACAGAGGUUAUAAGACUACUGCAGAAAAAUGUCUUUAUUUGCCUUGUUUGAUAAUCUUGCUGCAAUGGUCAGGUUAUGUGACCAGGAGUGGAAAGGGUCUUUGUGUAGCAUAGGAACAGCUUGUUUCCCUGUGGGACACCGGUCCUUCACUUUGACUGAUAUUCCUAUUGUAGCUCUGCUCCAAGCACUCAUCUGCAAUCUCUGCUCGGAAGGAUCGGUUCUCCUCCUUUGGCCACUAUUUCCUGCAGUUAAGGCUCUCUAGCUGGUGUUUUUUGCCUGUGGGGAGCCACAAAGUCGUAUGACUUGUGGAAGGAGCCGAGAUAACAACAAGCACCCAUCUGUUCUUCUUUUCCAUCCCUUCGGGAUGUCCGGGUGUCCCCUGGUUAGAAUUCUUCUCCGGAUAAGAUAGUGGAGGUGUCACUGUGGGGCAGUCAGGCCAGAAAACAAUAGCGGGUUGAGUCCAAAAAAACAAGAUUGAUCAGUGAGUACAUCUCUCUUGUCAAUAAGGGGCAGAGCUGCUCUGCAGAGGUCAAGGCUGGAGCUGUACCCCACAUCCCUUCAGCUUCUUCCUCUGAUAGACUUCCAGGAGAGCUAUCAUAGUUGCUCUUCAGAAAGCUUGAGGUCAGAAGCUCCACUGAGAGGAAAGCUGCAAGAGCCACAGCGUGCGUAAGAGCUUUCAAGCCUCUGCUACUUGAGUGGUAACUGUUCCUUGGCCAAGUGGGAUGUUCCAGUACUUGUUUUUCUGUAUCUGCUUUGUCAUCCAGUUGCAGCCAGUGUCUUCGAUGGCCCUGGACCCCUGCUCUGCCUACAUCAGCCUGAACGAGCCCUGGAGGAACACAGAUCAUCAGAUAAACGGUUCCCACGGCCAGCCAACAUGCGACAGUCAAAUCGAUGGGGAGUGGUAUCGCUUCACUGGCAUGGCUGGCGAUGCUAUGCCUACCUUCUGCAUCCCGGAGAACCACUGUGGCACCCACGCUCCCAUCUGGCUGAACGGCAGCCACCCGCGAGAGUCGGAUGGCAUCGUCCCACGCCAAGCCUGUGCCAGCUUCAACGGGAACUGCUGCCUUUGGAAUACCACGAUUGAUGUCAAGGCGUGUCCGGGCGGGUACUAUGUGUAUCACUUAACCAAGCCCAGCGUUUGUUUCCAUGCGUACUGUGGGCAUUUUUAUGACAUCUGCGAUGUUGUGGAUUGCCAGGGCUCCUGCCUGGACACCAGUGACUGCACGUGUUCCCUGGGGACAACACUAGGACCUGAUGGACAGACGUGUCUCGAUGAAAAUGAAUGCGAACAGAACAACGGAGGCUGCAGCGAAUUUUGUGUUAACCUGAAGAACUCUUACCGCUGUGAGUGUGGGAUCGGGCGGACGCUGGGAACUGAUGGGAAAACUUGUGAAGAAAUUGAAGGCUGUCACAAUAACAAUGGAGGCUGCAGCCAUACCUGUAUUGAAGUGGAAGACACAUAUCAAUGUGAAUGUCCGAGAGGACUUGUUCUCUCAGAAGACAACCACACGUGCCAAGUUCCAGUGCUGUGCAAGUCCAGCUCUAUUGAGGUGAGCAUCCCAAAGGACCUGGUUGGAGGCUUGGACCUUUCCCUCAUCAACACUUCCUGCAAAGGAGUAUCCAAUGGCACUCACGUCAACAUCCAUUUCUCCUUGAAGUCCUGCGGCACUGUUGUAGACGUAAUAAAUGAUAAAAUCAUUGCCACCAAUCUGGUGACCGGCUUGCCAAAACAGACUCCAGGAAGCAAUGGGGACAUCAUUGUCCGCACCAGCAAGCUGCUGAUCCCGGUGACCUGUGAGUUCCCACGCCGGUACACCAUCUCCGAAGGUUAUGUGCCCAACCUCAAGAACUCUCCCUUGGAAAUCAUGAGCCGCAACCAGGGCAUCUUUCCCUUCACUCUUGAGAUCUUCAAAGACAAAGACUUUGAUGAACCCUACAGGGGUGCUCUUCCCACCCUCAAGCUUCGGGACUCUCUGUACUUUGGGAUUGAACCCUUGGUACAUGUCAAUGGACUGGAGACACUGGUAGAGAGCUGUUUUGCCACUCCCACCUCAAAAAUCGAUGAGAUCCUGAAGUACUACUUGAUUCAAGAUGGCUGCGUUUCUGAUGAUUCAGUGAAACAGUACACGUCAAAGGACCACCUUGCCAAGCAUUUCCAGGUUCCCGUCUUCAAGUUUGUGGGCAAAGACAACAAGGAGGUGUUCUUGCAUUGCCGCAUCCUUGUGUGCGGGGCGCUGGAUGAGAGCUCUCGCUGCGCCCAGGGCUGCCGGAGACGGGUGCGUAGGUCAGCUGCGACGGAGGAGGAGGAAUCUGGGCAUGUGGCAAACCACAUCCUGACAGGUGGCCCCAUCAGAAUCGACUUUGAUGACUAACACCCACGCACUGGAACAGCCUCUCUGCCUGAGACCAACCUUCCUUAUCAACGUCUUCUUCCAUGAUUGUUUGAGAAACAAGAGGUAUUUGGUAAAGCCCCACUUGAACCUCAGGACUCAUUUCCCUAACCGCGUGAUGAUUAUUUGUGAAGUAUGCUGGGCAUGUGAGGCAGCCCCCUGGACUGCAGAACAGUUUGGUUUUUACCUGUGUUUCUUCCCAACAGCCCUUCGGUUGAAGGGACCCUAAUGCUUUGCGGGACUGAAGCGUUAUUCAACUUUGUCUUUCCCUACAUCCGCCUGCAGGCUCCACAGGACUGUUUGUCCUUGACUAAACAAAUGUUACUCAAGCCCUUCUUUCAUCAGACAAUACAAAUAGUAUCGUAGCUGAAUGUGUUUGCUGUGCAGUUCUGUGAAUGAUGCUGAAGCUUUCGGGUGUGCUGAGAUUAUGUAUGACCAUUAAUAAAACCACGUAUAAAUAUAUAUAUCUCUCUCAUAAUGUUUAAGUUCCUUGGAGCUAUAAAACAGUUGUCAUUACAGGCAGCUAAAGCUCAGAUCUAUCACAGGCACAUUUAGAUGUUAAUUUUAAAUAGUAAAAUAUUUAAUAAAACUUGAUUUUUUAGUGUCUUUUGAUAAUUGCAUGCAGUUUAACAGUGUUUCCUCUUAUAUUUAGUGUAUCAUUAACUUUCUCCCUCUUCUCCCCCCAUCAAAAAUGUGGAGCCUUUCCUAAGUGCUAUAGCACCUUGACUGUAAGAAAACCGCCAUUAAACAUCUAUAAACAUCCCCCCCA